Molecule: messenger RNA, 1239 nt
Organism: Coffea eugenioides
Lineage: Eukaryota; Viridiplantae; Streptophyta; Magnoliopsida; Gentianales; Rubiaceae
Exons: 1
Coding region: 90-836 (248 amino acids)
Molecular function (GO): protein binding
Source: RefSeq, a predicted model, not a curated record
UACUUAUAGACGUCCUCAUCAGUAGCUCAGAAAUAUCAAGGGGAAAAAAAAAGAAGAAAGGAAGCAUAACCAAGUAGCCCCCAAUAGCCAUGGAUUGGUGCUCUUGGUUAUCAAAAGCUAACCUUGAGCCAUCCCUCACAUACGAGUAUGGUUUAUCUUUCACCCGCAAUGAGCUAGAGAAAGAGGAUCUGGUAUACUUUAACCACGAAUUCCUCAAGAGUUUGGGCAUCAAUGUAGCUAAACACCGCCUGGAGAUACUCAAGCUUGUCAGGAAGGAUGUUGGAGGAAACCUCAAUGGCCUUUCCAGGCUUGUGUUGGCAUUCAACAAAACUAAAAAGCUCUUCGUCAAGAAAGUCGGCAAGUGGGGCUUUCCCAGCAGGAAUUCGACUAAUCAUCACGCCCCUUCGUUGGAUAUGUGUACCUAUCCAACACCGUGGAGCGGAGCACUCAAGCGGUUUACUAGUGCAAAGGAGGACAAACCAGUGAUCGCAAGCAGGGAUGUGAUGAAAUCAGGGCCUUUAGAUAGCAGAGUGCAACAAGAGAAGAAGAUGAUGUUGACUAAUAAAUGCCUUAGUAUAUCGGGUCCUCUGGAUGGGAAGCUACAAGAUAGAUGGAUGCUCGCCAACUGGAGCCCGAUGAGACCUGGAGUCACUGAUGGAAAAGGAAGAGACAGGCAUGGGUAUGGAAACAGGAGUCCUGGCUUGUAUGCACCGUGGGAAGGAAGAGGUAUGAGCCCAAUGCGGAAUCACUAUUACGAGGGAAAGGUGGGGUAUGCUACUGAUGAUGGAGGUCCUUCACUAUGGUCCUUAAUGUUUCAAGAUUUGAAACCCAAUUGAGCCCGGAGAUUUUCUUGCAAUACUGGUCUUGCCUAUGGGACGGAGACUUGCUACUUUUGGCAUUUUAUUGUUAUACUACAAGCUAUCGGAAGAAGUUGCUUGCUUUCAGGCAUGGCAUCUGCUUCAUGCUCUAAAUUCUUAGGCCUGAGAUAAGAAAGCAAACUAGCUUGACCAACUGCAGACUGAUCGUUACCUUGACCAAUCUGCUUGUACUUGAGCUUAGUUGUGUCCUUGUUUCCAAUUACUCCUUUCUCUGCUUUCUGAACCCAAUUACUUCCCCUAAUUUUUUCACUUGUACUCCCACAGGUGAAACUGUAGGAGUUAUGAUCUGCUGUUUUGCAUUAUUUGUGCCUAAUUAUGAAGCCUAAAACUAAUAAUACUACUCAGCUGAAAUUAUGUCUUA